AUGGUCGAAACUGAACACAUUUCAAAGCGUGAAGUCACAACAGUCCGCUUGGUGAAUGGGCAAAAUCCAUGCCAAGGGCUUUUGGAAAUCCUUUACAAUGGCACUUGGGGGACAGUGUGCGAUGAUGACUGGGACAUUGUCGAUGCCAACGUUGUUUGCCAUCAGCUCGGAUGUGGGCGUGCCCUCUCUGUGGCAGGAAACUUGCCCUUUGGCAGAGGGACAGGGGUAAUCCUGCUGGACAACGUAGACUGCAAAGGGACCGAGUCUUCACUGAGCGAGUGUGGAAGUUUGGGCUGGGCCAUCCACAACUGCAACCAUUAUGAGGAUGUGGCCGUCAUAUGCAACGAUUUCAGCUCCACGCCAAUCAACCCGAUAAAUAAAACCCAAGUAUCUGCCUGGGAAUACAAACAAGGGGAGGGCAAUAUUCGUUUAGUCAAUGGCUACAACUCCUGUCAAGGAAGAGUGGAGAUUAAGUACAGAGGACAAUGGGGAACAAUUUGUGAUGAUGACUGGGGCAUGAAUGAUGCCAAAGUUGUAUGCCAGCAGAUGGGUUGUGGCACAGCAAUAUCUUCCACCACCAAUUCCUAUUUCGGAUAUGGCAAGGGGCUGAUCCUGCUGGACAAUGUCAACUGUGACGGCAAUGAGCUGUCAUUAUUGAGCUGUCACAGUCUGGGAUGGGGUGUGCACAACUGUGGGCACCAUGAAGAUGCAGGAGUCAUCUGUACAGGUAACACUUUCCCCAAAGCCAUCUGGAUCUUAAUUCUUGGACUCCCACAGCAGCUUCAGAUGUUUCAUCCAGUACCUUUGCUGCAGACCACACUGGCACAGAAUCUACUCAUAGUACCCUUCACAAAUUUGGUGCUGAACAAGCAAGCCCAUGCCCAGAAAGAGGGGCCCAAAAUUGAGUAUCCGGUUUUAUCUGCAUCAGGAUCCAUCCGCCUGGUGAACGGUAACAACAGCUGUCAAGGCAGAGUGGAGAUUUUUUACGGCAAUAAUUGGGGAACCGUAUGUGAUGAUGAGUGGAACAUUAAAAAUGUGGCGGUGGUUUGCAGGCAGUUGGGAUGUGGAGACGCCAUUACUGCUACUGAACUGAGCUACUUUGGGUAUGGCCGUGGCCCUAUAUUGCUGGACAACGUGAAUUGUGAAGGCACAGAGUCCUCCCUGUCAGACUGCUUUAACCUCGGCUGGGGGAAACACAACUGUAGGCACCAUGAGGAUGCAGGUGCUAUUUGUAAAGGGGUGAAUGAGACUUGGUUUACAUCGAGACCCUCAACCUAUAUGGUGGCAACAGACUCGCCUUCCAACUCAAAAUAAUCGCAAAUCCGACUUGUGAACGGACGCCACCGAUGUGAAGGCCGGGUGGAGAUCUACCUGAUGGCGCAGUGGGGGACAGUUUGCGAUGAUGCCUGGGACCUGCGGGCAGCUAGGGUGGUCUGCAGACAGCUGGGCUGUGGCAGAGCCAUGGCUGCCAAGGUGGAGGCAUAUUUUGGGCAGGGCAUAGGCAUCAUCCACCUCGACAACUUAAAAUGCAAUGGGAAUGAGAGCUUGCUUGUGCAGUGCUCUCACAUUGGCUGGGAUGUCCACAAUUGUGACCAUAGGGAAGAUGCCAGCGUGAUGUGCACACUAUGA
Molecule: messenger RNA, 1629 nt
Organism: Carcharodon carcharias (great white shark)
Lineage: Eukaryota; Metazoa; Chordata; Chondrichthyes; Lamniformes; Lamnidae
Gene: ssc4d
Product: scavenger receptor cysteine-rich domain-containing group B protein
Exons: 12
Cellular component (GO): membrane
Source: RefSeq, a predicted model, not a curated record